UGCGGAUUCAGAAAUGAAUGUCACCAGCGACCUGGGCAAACGCAGUCAGGCUCCUUGUCCAGGAGUAGAGGCGGCUGGCCGGCGAGGGUGGACAAGCCUUGCCCGCAGUGGGGUCUUGGAUCCCACACGGGAGGAGGGCGGCUGGGCCAGACAACCAGCAGAGUCCGGAGCCUGAACCCUCUCCGUCCGUCCGGACAUUGGCCCGCCUCUCUGCUCCACGCAGCCUCUGUCUCCGCAGCUGGAAACUGCUAACACGCCGUCGUAGCGCGUUGGGAGACCGUGGAUCUGAGUUCCUGACCGCACUGAGGAGAGGCCGAGCUCCCUCUGUCCACCGCCCACCCCCUGGCCUCAGCGACCCCUGCCCGCUCUCGCCUAGAUCAGAGCUCUCCCUGGAAUCGCUCGCUUCUUGUUAGCACAGACGGCUGGACUUCCGAUUCAGUGCAUCCAGGCCCGAGAGCUGGCAUUUCUAAGUCCCUGGGCCACUGCAGCGCGGGGACCCCACCUAGGAAUCGCUGGCCCCGGAGCGAACUGCACAGAAUGGCCCCUGGCAGACGAGCAGUCCCCGAAUCCCCGGCCGCCGACACAGCCGGAGGUUGCCGGGCAGAGCCAGACGGCGCGCGUUCCUAUUGGCCGCAGGUGGGCCGCGCCCCGCCCGACAGGGACAUGCUGAUCACCAGCCUGGACGCGGCGACCACCUUCGAGGAGCUCUGCGCGGAAGUGAGGGAGAUGUGCAGCCUGCACCGGGGGCAGCCGCUCACCCUCAAGUGGGUGGACAGCGAAGGUGACCCCUGCACUGUGUCCUCCCAGAUGGAGUUGGAGGAGGCCUUCCGCCUGUCCUGUCAGCACAGGGACGAUGGGCUCGUCUUUCACGUGUUCCCCAGCAGCCCCGAGCAGCCCGGCAUGCCCUGCCCCGGAGAAGACAAAUCCAUCUACCGCCGCGGCGCCAGAAGAUGGAGGAAGCUGUACCGAGCCAACGGCCAUCUCUUCCAAGCCAAGCGCUUUAACAGGAGAGCGCACUGCGGCCACUGCAGCGAGAGGAUAUGGGGCCUCGCGAGGCAGGGCUACAGGUGCGUCAACUGCCGACUGCUGGUGCAUAAGCGCUGCCACGCCCUCGUCCCACGGACCUGCGAGGGGCGCAUGGAUUCUGUCAUGCCUUCCCAAGAACCCGCAGCUGACGACAAGGACGACGACGCAGACCUCCCUUCCGAGGAGACCGAUGGCGUUCCCUACAUCCCUUCCUCCCGGAAACAUGGCACCGUUAAGGAUGAUUCUGAGGACCUCAAGCCAGUCAUCGACGGGAUGGACGGGAUCACAAUCUCUCAGGGGCUGGGGCUGCAGGACUUCGACCUCAUCAGGGUCAUCGGGCGCGGGAGCUACGCCAAGGUCCUCCUGGUGCGGCUGAAGAAGAACGACCAGAUCUACGCCAUGAAGGUGGUGAAGAAGGAGCUGGUGCAUGACGAUGAGGACAUCGACUGGGUGCAGACGGAGAAGCACGUGUUCGAGCAGGCGUCCAGCAGCCCCUUCCUGGUCGGCCUGCACUCCUGCUUCCAGACGGCCAGCAGGCUGUUCCUGGUCAUAGAAUACGUCAACGGCGGGGACCUCAUGUUCCAUAUGCAGAGGCAGCGGAAGCUGCCGGAGGAGCACGCCAGGUUCUAUGCCGCCGAGAUCUGCAUCGCUCUCAACUUCCUGCACGAGCGGGGGAUCAUCUACCGGGACCUGAAGCUGGACAACGUCCUCCUGGACGCCGACGGCCACAUCAAGCUCACAGACUACGGCAUGUGCAAGGAAGGCCUGGGCCCUGGGGACACCACGAGCACUUUCUGCGGAACUCCGAAUUACAUCGCCCCAGAAAUCCUGCGUGGGGAGGAGUAUGGCUUCAGUGUGGACUGGUGGGCGUUGGGCGUGCUCAUGUUCGAGAUGAUGGCCGGGCGCUCCCCCUUCGACAUCAUCACCGACAACCCGGACAUGAACACUGAGGACUACCUGUUCCAAGUGAUCCUGGAGAAGCCCAUCCGCAUCCCCCGCUUCCUCUCCGUCAAAGCCUCCCACGUCUUGAAAGGAUUUCUGAACAAGGACCCCAAAGAGAGGCUCGGCUGCCGGCCGCAGACUGGGUUUUCCGACAUCAAGUCUCACGCGUUCUUCCGCAGCAUAGACUGGGACCUGCUGGAGAAGAAGCAGGCGCUGCCGCCCUUCCAGCCGCAGAUCACGGAUGACUACGGCCUGGACAACUUCGACACGCAGUUCACCAGCGAGCCAGUGCAGCUGACGCCAGAUGACGAGGACGCCCUGAAGAGGAUCGACCAGUCCGAGUUCGCGGGGUUCGAGUACAUCAACCCGCUGCUGCUGUCCACCGAGGAGGCCGUGUGAGGCGGCCCGCGUGAGGCCACCCGUCCUCUCCCCCGACCCCGCGCGUCGGGGCGGGCGCUGCGCUGAGACUGCCCGCGUAGCCGGGGCGCCUCUCGGGGCAGAAGUCUCCCAGCAGCCCGCACAGCAGCUUCGAGCCGGAGGACUUUGCUCUUUGUGCCUGCGUCGCGGAGGCCCCGCAGCGACCGCGUCCGAGGGAGACACGGCCCGCGGUUCCGAAGGUGCACACUUCCCACAGAUAAAGCGGAACUGACCCGCUGCACCGGGGGACUCACCUGUAAUGUCCGGGGAAUAAAGCGUACCGAUGGUGUA
Messenger RNA from Artibeus jamaicensis (Jamaican fruit-eating bat), 2676 nucleotides. It is a transcript of the gene PRKCZ, whose product is annotated as protein kinase C zeta. The coding region runs from base 538 to 2367 and encodes 609 amino acids. NCBI's taxonomy places the organism in Eukaryota, Metazoa, Chordata, Mammalia, Chiroptera, Phyllostomidae. Gene Ontology annotation, biological process: protein phosphorylation. The transcript has 18 exons. Gene Ontology annotation, molecular function: protein binding; protein serine/threonine kinase activity; ATP binding. The record is from RefSeq and is a predicted model, not a curated record.